AUGUCAGAAUCAGAACGGCUCCCCUUCACAGCGAUGGGGAUGCCGCUGAGACAUUACCUGGGUACCAUGGCAGCGUCGUUCGGCUCCAUGGCCCUCGGCUCCAUCUGCGUGCACACGUACAUGCAGCCCGAGAUGAACUCGGAGAUGGUUGCCUCAGACUUUGAAAAAGAAGCCCAAGCGAGGAGACAUGCCAUCGAGGAAGUGACAAAGCUUGCCAUGGACGAAAGAUUCGGGCCCGCCGUUGACGGCACCGCCUCGAGGACUGGAAAGCUUUCCAAGUUCAUGCGACAUUGCGAGACCACAUCCGUGCUCACUGUCUCUGGGCUCGGUGCUGCUGCCAUGUCCUACUAUGUGGGUGCCGAGCCGAGAAACCCGGUUCAAUGCGAAAAAUUCUGGCGCAAUCGCAUCGAUGCAGAGGAGGCGGCUACCAUCCUGAGAUCCCAUGCAGAGAUAGCACUGACGGUCCCGCACAGCCUCGGAUUGGAACUCCUCUCUGCUCGAGAGAGAGGCGACGUGGAGGAGUCGGUGCUGCCCGAGCUGCAGAAGGCAAGAGAGCGCUUGGGCACAGGGCGCUCUCAGCGUGUCGGCACCGCGUGCUCAGGCAUCUCAGCGCGUAGCUCGGUUUCCGGAAUGUCAUGCCGGUCAACGGUGCUUUCCGUCGAGCUCGAGAUCGAGCGGGAGCGCCGGCAGGCCGCAGAAAAGGAGCUCGAAGAGCUGCGGAGAAAAUUGGACAGCAUGAACGUUGCUUCCAGCACUGCUUCCCACGGACGAGCUAAAUUGCCGGAGUCAUCCAACACGAGCAAGAGCAGGCGUUCCCGCUGA
Molecule: messenger RNA, 822 nt
Organism: Symbiodinium necroappetens
Lineage: Eukaryota; Dinophyceae; Suessiales; Symbiodiniaceae
Source: the annotation of a GenBank genome assembly